Camelina sativa (false flax) is the source of this 1085-nucleotide messenger RNA. Its product is annotated as NDR1/HIN1-like protein 1. Gene Ontology annotation, cellular component: plasmodesma; plasma membrane. NCBI's taxonomy places the organism in Eukaryota, Viridiplantae, Streptophyta, Magnoliopsida, Brassicales, Brassicaceae. The record is from RefSeq and is a predicted model, not a curated record. Gene Ontology annotation, biological process: defense response to other organism.
CAUUAUUAUUAGGGAGAAUUAUUAAUUUCUUAUUUUUGGUUUUAAUAUAAGACUACCUUUAUUUCCCUAUCACAUUCCUAUAAAUCCUACAUACAAUUAGCCCAUUCUUUAGAGCACUUCAUUAAAACAAAGAAAAAAUAAAAAUAUCUCUUAACAACUUCUCCACUUUUCAUCCCACCACCACCCACCGUCGGAGAAAAAAUAAACCCACCACCAUGACCUCUAAAGACUGUGGCUCUCACAGUCACUCUCGCCGGAAACUAAUCCGGCGAAUAAUAUGGUCUAUAAUCUUCUUCAUUUUCAUAAUCUUCCUCACGAUCCUCCUCGUUUGGGCAAUUCUCCAACCUUCAAAGCCACGUUUCCUCCUCCAAGACGCCACCGUCUACGCCUUCAACGUCUCCGGCAAUCCACCGAACCUCCUCACCUCCAACAUCCAAAUCACUCUCUCUUCCCGGAACCCUAACGACAAGAUCGGUAUCUACUACGAUCGUCUUGACGUCUACGCUACGUACCGGAGCCAACAGAUCACUUUCCGAACAUCGAUCCCUUCCACGUAUCAAGGACACAAAGAAAUCAACAUCUGGUCGCCGUUUGUCUACGGAACCUCCGUUCCCGUCGCUCCUUUUAACGGCCUUGGUCUUGACCAAGAUCAAGAUAAUGGUUCCGUUAUGUUGAUCAUUCGUGCUGACGGUAGAGUGAGGUGGAAGGUUGGUACUUUUAUUACCGGCAAGUAUCAUCUUUAUGUGAAGUGUCCAGCUUAUAUAAACUUCAAUAAUAAAGCUGCCGGAGUUAUUGUCGGAAACAACGCCGUUAAGUAUACGUUUACCUCUAGUUGUAGUGUUAGUGUCUAAAACGGCGACGGAGAAGAAAAAAAGGUAACCAAAUUGUCUACGUUAAAUAAUUUGUCUUUCGUUAAUUACCAUGUGAAUUGUACAUUUUGCUUAUACGAAUAGCAAAUAUUUACAGAUUCGUGAUGUUGUUGUAAUGAGUUUUAAGAAUUUCAAUAUUGAUCGGAUAGUACUUUUAUUAUAGUUGAAUGUUAAAGUAUUUUUUAGUGAGUUUGUUUAAAGUAUAUUUUUACUGAA